Messenger RNA from Passer domesticus (house sparrow), 3316 nucleotides. It is a transcript of the gene DGLUCY, whose product is annotated as D-glutamate cyclase. Lineage: Eukaryota; Metazoa; Chordata; Aves; Passeriformes; Passeridae. The coding region runs from base 649 to 2595 and encodes 648 amino acids. The transcript has 14 exons. The record is from RefSeq and is a predicted model, not a curated record. Gene Ontology annotation, biological process: glutamate metabolic process. Gene Ontology annotation, molecular function: D-glutamate cyclase activity.
AAAAAGGAAUGGCAUAAUCCUGGAGGUAGCCUGAAAGACCUGGCAGCAAGAGCAUGGCAUGUUUUUUGAGAGCAUUUUUCUAUUUUUAUGAUGUGUAGGCAGCAGAACAUCACUUGCCUGCUUACCUUCAGAUGGAAUUCCUUGGUAGGAAUGAGCACCCCAUCAGCCCUGUGACCGUGCAUGAUGUGACUGGGUGUAACUAGGUGGUGACAUAUGUUCUUAUCUAAACAAGCACCUGUGGCUGGUGCCUUGCCAACAAAGUAGUACCAGUCAUUGUACUUUGCCCUAUGGACUUCCACUUUCUUUCCUUCUGAAUAAGACUGGAAAGAAAAAUUUCCCUCACUUUAGGAGGUUUUGUCCAGCCAAUGCCCAUCACCUUUGCUGUGUGCAGUGUCAGCUGGCCAGGGCUGCCACAGGGGCUUGGGAGAGGCUGGCACUGGUGGUCUGCAGCAAGGUCCCCCUGCAUUCUUGUGCUGUCUUGGUGCCAGAAGAAGCCAAGAUAGAGAAAUAGCAUCUGGACCCAGCCCAAAGAAUUGUGCAGCAACUCUUAAAAUCUGUAGCUCAGCAUAGAUUGGGAAACAAUAUUUAAAUACCAUCCUUGUGCCCUCAUGAUUUUUUCAAUUUCUUGAAGUUGAAUAAUCAUCUUAUAUGAAGACAACCUUUGGUGGAUCAUUUGCAGUCUCUUCUUGCUACUGCUUUGAAGUUUCAUCUUCCUUGUCAAGAUCUGGAAGUGCAGCUCAGGAUGUUUGUGCCCGCAAAUCAGUAGUAGGAGGGUUGAAAUCUCUCCUUCCCCAUGUGCUAAGAAGAAUAAUUCAGUGCAACAGACUCAGUAGUAGUAAUACUUUUGGAAUGGCAGAAGGCUAUAAACGGGCCAAUGUUGUGAUUUUGCACAAGUCCCUGGCUGAUGACUUUGAGAAGUUCUGCCAUGCAAACGAUGGACCCCUGCCACUGCUGUACAGAAGCCAACCAGGUGACUGGAAAUGUCCUUCCCUGAGUGGUGAUUCUGAUAUCAGAACUGACUGCCUACAGUACAGAAAAUAUGAGCAUGGAGCUUGUACUGGAUCACUGAAAAGCCUUAAGGAGUAUUCUGAGCAACUCAAGGACAUGGUGACUUUUUAUUUAGGCUGCAGCUUCUCUGUUGAAAAAGCACUCCAAAAAGCUGACAUUCCUAUCAGAAACGUUGAGCAAAAAUGUAAUGUAAGCAUGUACAAAACAUCUGUGCCUUGCUACAGCAUUUCUAUGUUUCACUGCAACUUGGUAGUCACAAUGAGACCUAUUCCUGAAAGCAAGUUGGGAGCAGCUGUUCUAGCAACGUCUGAAUUAAAAGAAGCCCAUGGAGCACCAAUUCACAUCGGUGACCCUGGUCUGCUGGGAAUACAAGAUCUUUCUAAGCCAGACUAUGGAGAUUCCGUUCACCUUCACCCUGGUGACAUUCCAGUGUUUUGGGCCUCAGGAGUAACAGGAGUAGAAGCAAUUAUCAACUGCCGAGCUCCGUUAGCUUUUACUCAUUCUCCUGACUGCACAUUCAUUACCAACCUAGAGAAAAGUAAUGUCAGAUCCUCAGCAGGAGUCCCACAGGUCCACUGCAUCUCUCAAGAUCCACUGCAUUUCAGCAUUGUGUCAGCAGAAGCAGCCCAAAAGAUAAAGACUCUAGAGACCCUAAUUGGAAUAGAUCCAGGCCAGCGGGGUAUUGGGCACCUGCGGCGCCAGGGUGAGCUGCUGGGGGCCUGCCUGGCCCUGUCGCACGCGGGCUCCGUGCUCAUCACCACGGGAUUUCCCACCCACUGGAGCCACCAGCCGCCCGAGGAGAACGACGGCCCCCCGGGAGCCCUCGCCAUCGCAGCCAUGCUGCAGGCCCUGGGGAAACGGGUUGCCAUGGUUACAGACCAGCGAGCCAUGGAGCUGAAUAACAAGAUUAUUGAAGAAGCUGUUCAACUGGGAAUCCUGAAGAACCCCAUCCCUCUAUUGAGUUAUCAAAGGGAAAGUGCCAAUUCAGCUUUAAUGUUUUUGUGUGAGAAUGGGAAUCCUGGAAGACCUAGAUUUGAUCACCUGGUAGCAAUAGAGCGUGCUGGGAUGGCUGCUGAUGGCAAUUACUACAAUGCCAGGAAAGUGAACAUUAAACAUCUCGUGGAUCCCAUAGAUGAACUAUUUUUAGCUGCACAGACCAUUCCAGGAAUCACAACAACAGGUAUUGGAGAUGGAGGAAAUGAACUAGGAAUGGGCAAAGUAAAAGAUGCUGUAAAGAAGCACAUAAAAAAUGGAGAUGUUAUAGCUUGUGAUGUUGAAGCUGAUUUUACUGUUGUAGCUGGGGUCUCUAACUGGGGCGGCUACGCCAUGGCCUGCGCCCUGCACGUGCUGCGCUGCUGUGACACCCACGGGCGCUACCUGCGCAGAGCCCUCGGCCUCCCACGCGCGCCCGGCCACAGCCGCUGGCUGCCCUCCGUCCCCAAGGAAGAAAAGCUUCUGAAAACACUUGUGCAGCUCGGGGUCCGCAGUGGCAAAACUGCCAGUCUGGAGAUGGAAGUGGAUGGGCUGCCCUUCUACAGCACCCAUUCACUCAUGAUUGAGCAGCUGCUGCAGGAAGCACAGCAGUGACUGCCCCUAAUGAUUUCUACAUGAAGAGUUGCUCCCAUGUCAUUCCCUUAUUUUUGAGGCUCUCUCAAGGUGUAAAAAAUCAUGAAAAGAUGACUUUUUAUCUCUGGACCACACACAGCCUUUCAUUGUUAUCUUUACAACAUCUCUGUGAAACAAGAAGAGGAUAUCAUCCACUUGGUUUACCUUUCUUACCUUUCUUUUUUGUAAUUUUAUAAUGGAAAAUUGAAUUUUGUAAUUUUAUAAUUUUAUAAUGGAAAAUGAAUAUUAAAUGAUAUUAUAUAAUAAGGGGUGAUCUGGCUUUUACAAUGAAAACAUGAAAUUACAAUGAGAUAUGAUUGCACUGCUGUUCUUGUUUUACUAACCUCAUAACUGCAACAGGAAGUAACUCUCAUAGCAACUUGGAUUUAAAAAUACUUGUGGUGAGGAAAACAGCUACAGUAGAGAGGAAGAUUCAAAACAAAACUGCAGCGUUACAGUAGUGAGAGCUGCAUUGCACACUUCCUGUAGCCCCCUCUAACACGGUGUUCUUAUGGUGGGGGAUAGUUCGUGAAGUGUGAGGAGAGAAGGAGAAAAUUUUAACUGAGCUAAUGAAAAUAAGGGCAGCAUUGCAGAUCUUCUGUGUAAAGGGUUGGCUGUGCCAUUACCCCCUUUCAUAUUAGUAAUUUGCCACUUAUAUAUUUUGCCACUUUAUGCAUAAUAAAGUUGUAGACAUUUCAGAGUA